AUGAAGGUUGGGGACGAUUGGGUGCUCUGUUUCCCAGAACUCCCCAAUAUCUCCUGCUGGAAGCCACCGUCUAAUUGGGCUGAAACAUUGUUCAUUAACAUUGUACUGUACUCCAUCUCUGCCCUCACUGCAGUCCUCAACCUACUCAUCAUCAUCUCAGUGUCCCACUUCAGGCAGCUCCACACACCCACCAACAUCGUCCUCCUCUCUCUGGCUGUCUCAGAUUUCCUUGUGGGCCUCCUGUUGAUGCCAGCAGAUGCACUAAAAAAAACACAUUGCUGGUUGUUUGGUUACUUUGUGUGUUCACUCUAUAGGUUUGUGUCCGAGACCAUUCUCUCUGCCUCAGUUGUAAACAUGGUGCUCAUAUCAGUUGACCGCUAUGUGGCUAUUUGUGACCCUCUGCAUUACACCACCAGAAUCACUGUGAAAAGAGUUCAAUUCUGUGUUUGGUUGUUAUGGUCCUGUUCUAUUGCCUACAAUACUUACUUCUUUUUUCUCCAUUAUGACCAACAAUUAUAUUACCUACCCUGCCAUGGAGAUUGUAUCAUUUUAAGUGAUAACAUGGGCGCUGUCCUCGAUCUUGUUUUAAACUUUUUUGUUCCUGUUACUGUCAUCAUAGUUUUAUAUACAGGAGUAUUUGUUGUGGCUGUGUCUCAAGCUCGUGCCAUGCGCUCUCACAUUACAGCUGUCACAAAGCAGAUUUCAGUGACUAAAACAGCAAAGAAAUCUGAGCUGAAAGCAGCCAGGACUCUUGGUGUUUUGGUUGUUGUGUUUCUGAUGUGUUUCACGCCAAGUUACUUUUCAUCUUUAGUAGGGUAUGAAUACCUUAGUUAUUCAAAAGCAUACUUUGUUCAGUAUCUGUACUAUUUUAACUCUUGUCUAAACCCUGUGGUUUAUGCCUUGUUUUACCCCUGGUUCAGAAAAACAGUUAAACUCAUUGUUACUCUUCAGAUACUGCAGCCUGGCUCCUGUGAGGCCAACAUACUGUAG
Centropristis striata (black sea bass) is the source of this 990-nucleotide messenger RNA. RefSeq names its product trace amine-associated receptor 13c-like. The record is from RefSeq and is a predicted model, not a curated record. The coding region runs from base 1 to 990 and encodes 329 amino acids. Gene Ontology annotation, biological process: G protein-coupled receptor signaling pathway. The transcript is spliced from 2 exons. Gene Ontology annotation, molecular function: trace-amine receptor activity. Gene Ontology annotation, cellular component: membrane. Lineage: Eukaryota; Metazoa; Chordata; Actinopteri; Perciformes; Serranidae.